AUGUUUCGCGUCGAGUCCAAGCUGUCUGAGGAUCAUGCUCUCAACGGUCUAUCGCAACUGUCGAAACUGGUGAAAGGAUUGCUUGGAAAGGAAUUUAAAAAGAAUGCAGAGCGUGAGGCGGCCAAGAAGGAUGUUGCUACCAUCGUGUCGAACUGUCUGCACUUUUAUAUCUCUGGUUCCACCACUGAUAUUUAUCCUUUGAAUGUUUUGGUGAAGGAUCUGUGCUCGCUUGCUCUACUCGAAGUUGAAGAAAACAACCAAAAGAUGAAAAAGAAAGCAUCGUCUUGGAAAACAGGGAGCUUGGAGUUAACACUAAAUGUACUUAAUAAAGUAUGCGGUGAGGGUAUUCUGGAUGGUGAUCUCAACGACUUCUUAAAAUUCUUCAUCACCGUUAUUGAAGCCCCCUUCGUUCAGUCUCAAAAAUGGAUUGAAGAUGAUUUAACUAGCACACUGCUUAAAUUUAUGUCUGCGACAUCUCUCACUGCCACAGGUCCUUCAAGAGAGUUGUGGUUGUUCAUAUGGCAUCGAUUACCACUUGUACUUGACACGACCACGAAGUCAUUCGGAAAUUAUUUGCGAGUAGCUCGCUACGUACUUAAAGAUAUUUCCAAAACAACUAUGGUUUCGGGAGAGAAUGGUUCUAACCUGAUUGCUGACAUGGUGCGUUGA
Molecule: messenger RNA, 669 nt
Organism: Strongylus vulgaris
Lineage: Eukaryota; Metazoa; Nematoda; Chromadorea; Rhabditida; Strongylidae
Source: the annotation of a GenBank genome assembly